AUGCUUGGUCUGGAGAGUGCUGUCCAGGAGGAUGCUGAAGGCAAGACCAAGAUCACAGCCUUGUUUCUGGAUUUUUUUGUGCAGAAGGAAGCUGGGAAAGCCCUCAAAGCCCUGCCACAAGAAGAACCAGUUCGAGAUUUGUUGGUCAAAGUGUGGUAUGUGGUGUAUACAAACAUGCAUGUGUGCAGAGACCAGAGGACAUCAGGUGUUCUGCUCUAUCACUGUAUUGCACCUAAUUCCCUUAAGACAGGAUCUUUCACUGAACUGGAGGUAUACUGGCAGCCAACUUUUUUCAUAUUCGUGUCCUUUCUUUGCAGACCAGUUACAACCUCCCGCACAUCUUUGCCACCAUGGAUGAUCGCCCUUACUGUGCUUGGAGUGCUGGCAAUCCUUGGAGUAACUAUUGGUCUCUUGGUUCACUUUCUGGCAGUGGAAAAUAAGAUCUACUACUAUCAAGGUAGCUUUAAAGUGCUGAAUAUUCCAUAUAAUAGAAAUUAUGAAAGGGAGACAUCACCAGAAAAUAACUAUCUUAGUAAAAUUCUUGAAACCAAAAUGGUUGAUGCAUUUCAAAGUUCUAACAUGUACAGACAAUACAUCAACUCUCAGGUUAUCACAUUGGAUCCCGAUAACAACAGCAUCACAGUACACAUAUGGCUGGUAUUCAAGGAUUCCAGGUCAAGGAAGGAAAACACAAGAAGAAGAAUCGAAAGCAUCUUAAGUCAGAUGCUGAGGAACCAUACAGGAUCCUUCACUACAGAUCCCAAUUCUCUUAAGCUCAUGGAAAUAAGUAAGGUUGAUGCUGAAAAUAUUAUCAACAACCGCUGUGGGAGACGACCAAGGAUGUCAGCAACCUACGAUAGAGUCAAAGGAGGUUCCACUGCUCAGAAAGGAGAAUGGCCUUGGCAGGCAAGUCUCAGAGUGAAUGGCAGACACCACUGUGGGGCAUCACUGAUCAGUGAAAGAUUCCUGGUAACUGCAGCUCACUGCUUUCAAAAAACAGACAACCUCCAAAACUUAACUAUUAGCUUUGGCACUAAAGUAACUCCACCCUACAUGCAACAUAACAUUCAACAAGUUAUCAUUCAUGAGGACUACAUCAAGGGGGAGCACCAUGAUGAUAUUGCGGUUAUUCUGCUCACUGAAAACGUUUUAUUCAAGAAUGAUGUACAUCGUGUUUGUCUUCCUGAAACCACACAGAUUUUUCCACCAGGGGAAGGAGUUGUUGUUACAGGAUGGGGAGCACUUUCACAUAGUGGGGAAUCCCCACUGUUACUUCAGAAAGCAUCUGUGAAAAUUAUUGACACAAAUAUUUGCAAUGCUAAAGAAGCUUACAAUGGCAGGAUACUGGACACAAUGCUCUGUGCUGGUUACAUGGAAGGAAAUAUUGAUGCCUGCCAGGGUGACUCUGGAGGACCAUUAGUUCAUCCCAAUUCUCAAGGUAUUUGGUACCUUGUUGGAAUAGUGAGCUGGGGACAUGAAUGUGGCAAAAUCAAUAAGCCAGGGGUCUAUACAAGAGUGACUGCCUACCGCAACUGGAUUGCCUCCAAGACUGGUGUCUAA
Molecule: messenger RNA, 1560 nt
Organism: Nannospalax galili (Upper Galilee mountains blind mole rat)
Lineage: Eukaryota; Metazoa; Chordata; Mammalia; Rodentia; Spalacidae
Product: transmembrane protease serine 11B-like protein
Exons: 11
Coding region: 1-1560 (519 amino acids)
Biological process (GO): proteolysis
Molecular function (GO): serine-type endopeptidase activity
Source: RefSeq, a predicted model, not a curated record